AAAGUGUCAAAAUAAAUAAAUAACCUAUUUAAUCAUUUAAAAAAUGCCUUUAGAUUAUCGAAGAUUCAAUGGACCUGAUGAUAGUGUUUCCUACAAACGCUUCACAGACAACUAUUUGAAGAGUUACGAUGAACUGUAUGAAGAGCUGAUCGACAAAAACAGUCGUAGGAAAGACGGACGAAAAUUGGAUGAAGCCCGAAGCAUGUGUAUGUUUUUUGCUCGCACCGAUUUGAUCUCACAAGCAAAAGGUUCUGCGUACAUCGAAUUAAAGAAAACCAAAGUGGUUUGUUCUGUUUUUGAUCCCAGGGAAAUACCACAUCAAAAUGAAUUCAGCCAAUUAGGUCAGCUUUACUGUGAAGUGAAAUUUGCACCAUUUUCAUGUGUACGACAAAGGCGUCCACAUGCUCCAGACGCAGAGGAGAGAGCUCUGUCUGUUGCUUUACGCCAAGCUUUAGAACCAGCAGUUUGCAGACAUUUGUUUCCAAAUUAUCAGGUAGAUGUAUUUGUCUACAUUCUUGAACAUGAUGGUGCUUGUUUAGCAGCUGCAAUCAAUGCAGCAGGGCUUGCAUUAGCAAAUGCCUCAGUCCCCAUGUAUGAUAUAAUCACAGCAUGUUCUUUGGCCAUUAUCGGUGAGAAAGUAUUUGUUGAUCCAACUGAGGCAGAAGAACAUCUUGCUAUAAUGUCUCCAGAUACAGAAGGCACAAAUCAUGGCAUCAUUACCAUGUCCAUGAUGUCAGAAUUGAAACAAGUGUCCGACUUUAUGCAAAUAGGCUCGAUGGAUGUUCAAUGUGUCACUAAAGUCAUGGAGAUUUUGGAAAAAGAAUGUGAAACUAUUGUGCCCAACAUACAAAAAGUUUUGGUUCUCAAUGUUGUUCAGUGUUUCAACCAGAGAAAACAGUUAGAGGCAGAGGCAAAAGAGAGAGAAGCUGCCUUGAAUGCCAAAAUGGAGGAGUGGAAAAAAAUAUUAAAUGCAGGGUGA
This is a messenger RNA of Chilo suppressalis (striped riceborer), 979 nucleotides long. The record is from the annotation of a GenBank genome assembly. Lineage: Eukaryota; Metazoa; Arthropoda; Insecta; Lepidoptera; Crambidae.